AUGAAACAAAUACUUAAAGGACUGAUGAAAAGUUUUUAUCUAUCAACUUUACUUUGUUUAGUGGCUGUUGUAGAAGGUGCCAGUUUUUACAACUAUAGAUUUGCUGAAAAUGAGUACAGUAAAAUUGGCGGCCAAGAGACUUUAUUUCCUUAUUUAGCUGGAGCCGCACCAUACUUCCAAUUUCCUAGUGAUUAUGGCAUUUCUUUACGGAUCCCGCAAGAAUGUGAGUUAAAGCAAGUGCAAUUGGUUGCAAGACAUGGUGAAAGAUUCCCCAGCAAAUCUAAAGGCAAAGCUUUAAUGAAAACUUACAAAAAACUCCAAAAUUAUACUGGAAAUUUCAAGGGUUCUUUAUCAUUUUUGAAUGACCAUAAUUAUCAAUGGUUUUUAGAAGAUCCUUCACAGCUAGAACAAGAAGUCACUUUUGAGAACACAUUAAAUCCCCUAAACCCUUACACUGGUGAACAAGAUGCCAAAUCUCAUGCACAUAACUUUAUUUCGCUGUAUGGUGACUUAUUGAGCAAGGAAUCUAAUAUCGAAUUAUUUUCCUCCAAUUCUAAACGUGUGCAUGACACGGCUUUGUUCUUUGCUCAAGAACUAGCGAACGAGGUGAACUCAACUCACUUGAGUGUUAUCAGCGAAGAUCCUAAGUCCGGUGCAAAUACCCUUACACCCAAAAGCUCGUGUUUAACGUACGAUGAGGAUGAAAAUGCAUCCUAUGUAUCCACUUACUCCGAAGAAUAUUUGGAUCAUAUUGCGCAGAGGUUGAACAACGAAAAUAAAAAUAUUGGCUUAAAAUUGAACAAGACUGACGCAGCUAACUUAUUCACUUGGUGUGCGUUUGAGAUAAGUGUAAAAGGUUAUAGCGAGGCCUGUAAUAUAUUUACUAAUGAUGAACUUGUUCACUAUGCUUAUAAUGAUGAUUUAAGCGAAUACUAUGAGAAUGGGCCUGGUAAUUCUUUAGGGAAGACUGUUGGGUCGGUGCUAUUCAAUGCAUCCGUGGAAUUAUUAAAACAAAGUGAAAAUUUGGAUCAAAAAGUGUGGUUGAGUUUCACGCAUGAUACGGAUAUGAUAAACUAUUUGGCUGGAAUAGGACUUUUUGACAAUGGAAAAAAGAUGAAUGCCUCCUCAGUUUCCUUCCUUGAGCAUGUUUACCAUAGAUCUUGGAUGACACCAAUGGGUGCAAGGCUUUAUACUGAAAAGUUCCAAUGCUCUAACGAAACGUACGUUAGAUAUACUUUAAAUGAUGCAGUUAUCCCAAUCGAAUCAUGUUCCUCGGGCCCUGGUUUUUCUUGUCCCGAACAAAACUUCUAUGCUUAUGCGGAAAAAAAUCUCCAAGGUUUAGACUAUGUUAAAUCAUGUAACAUCAGUUCUUCGAGUAAUCACACUUCUCUCAGCUUCUUUUGGGACUAUAACACUGUUGGAUACAACUCUUCUUUACUUGUAAAGUAG
This is a messenger RNA of Kluyveromyces marxianus DMKU3-1042, 1449 nucleotides long. RefSeq names its product histidine phosphatase family protein (gene PHO12). Gene Ontology annotation, cellular component: fungal-type cell wall. The record is from RefSeq and is a predicted model, not a curated record. The transcript has a single exon. NCBI's taxonomy places the organism in Eukaryota, Fungi, Ascomycota, Saccharomycetes, Saccharomycetales, Saccharomycetaceae. Gene Ontology annotation, molecular function: acid phosphatase activity. The coding region runs from base 1 to 1449 and encodes 482 amino acids.